Messenger RNA from Centropristis striata (black sea bass), 1680 nucleotides. RefSeq names its product zinc finger BED domain-containing protein 5-like. The transcript has 2 exons. The record is from RefSeq and is a predicted model, not a curated record. The coding region runs from base 1 to 1680 and encodes 559 amino acids. Lineage: Eukaryota; Metazoa; Chordata; Actinopteri; Perciformes; Serranidae.
AUGCGCGGGAGGAAACCGCGAAGGAGGGAAGAAGAUGGCAACAAGGCAAAAGAGGUGGAGAGGAUGAACAACAGACAGGAAAAAAAAAGAAGGAAAUAUGAUGAAAAUUAUCUGGGUCUGGGCUUCACUUGGAUUGGUGAUACAGACUGCCCGAAGCCGCAGUGUGUGCUGUGUAGUGAGGUUCUAGCAAACAGCUGCCUGAAGCCUUCCUAUCUACGUCGCCACCUUCACACAAAGCACGCCAAUGUAAUUCAAAAGCCCCUUACAUUUUUUAAAUCAAAAUUGGAGGAGUUACAAAGCAGCCAAAAACAACUGCAGUUUCAUUCACAUGUUGGGUCUACAAAAGACGCAUUACGGGCUUCAUAUCUGGUCAGCUACAGAAUAGCGAGAAAGGGGUUGCCUCACACAAUCGCCGAAGACGUGUGCUUGCCAGCUGCCAAAGAGAUGGUGGGAUGUAUGAUCGGAGAGAAAGAAGCAACAAAGUUAGACAUGAUUCCAGUAUCCAAUAACACUGUGUCGCGCCGCAUCGAUACAAUGUCUGAAGACGUCCUGGCUACAUUAGUCCGCCGUGUGAGAGACAGCGAGUUUUUCUCUCUGCAAGUAGACGAGUCUACAGAUGUGGCAAAUCUGGCCAAUCUUCUGGUUUAUGUCCGUUACCUUUUUGAAGGCACGGUACAAGAAGAUUUUUUGUUCUGUCGGCCCCUUGCUACCCGAACAACAGGAGAGGAAAUCUUCAAUUUAAUUGAUGUGUUUAUGAGGACCAACAGGAUCGACUGGGCACGCUGCGUGGGUAUUUGCACCGAUGGGGCAAAAUCGAUGACGGGGAAGCACACAGGGCUGAUAGCUCAUAUCAGGAAAGUGUGUCCAUCCAUUCACUGGUUACACUGCAGUGUUCACAGGGAGGCCUUGGCAGCUAAAAACAUGCCAGCUGAUCUACUUUCAGUCCUGAAUGAUGCCGUGAAACUGGUAAACUUCAUUAAAGCUCGCCCGCUAAAUUCAAGGCUGUUCACACUCUUAUGCAGUGAGAUGGGCAGUGAACACAAAGCAUUGCUGCUGCACACUGAAGUGCGCUGGUUGUCUCGCGGCAAAGUAUUAACAAGGCUUUUUGAACUGCGACACGAGCUUCAGCAGUUUUUUGAGGACAACCCGUUUCAUUUGGCUUCCAAUCUGCAUGACGAAGACUUCCUGAAGAGGCUCGCCUAUCUGGCGGACAUAUUUUCUGCUCUGAAUGAGCUGAAUCUAAGUCUGCAGGGAGUCAGUGUUACGGUGUUCAACACACAAGACAAGAUCGAAGCUAUGGUGAAGAAGCUACGGUUCUGGGCGAGCUGCGUGAGUGGGAACACACUCCUGUGUUUCCCUACGCUCCACCAGUUCUUGGGAGAAAAUGACGUGCACCUGGGUGAGCAGGUGAAAACUCUCAUAGUUGAACACCUCAACCAACUCGCGGAGCAGCUACGGAAAUACUUCCCACCUAUAGAUGCAUCUCUAGCGUGGAUUCGCAACCCCUUUGAAGUUUCCCUCCCGGUCCCGCAGCUGUCAUUUCACCAGCAGGAACAGCUGAUCGAGCUGUCAUCUGAUGGAGCGCUGCAGUUGCAGUUCAAACGAAGGCCACUUGUGGAUUUUUGGACAGAGUCAAUGCCAUCAUACACAGUCCUGGCAAAGCAGGCCUUGAGACAGUGA